CCACGGGCCACACGAGCACUGUAGGACAGCAUUUGGGUGACAGCUUGUUUCUGCGAUGCUUUUAGAAAGCCCGCAUCAGUCUCAUUCGUGCCCGAUGCAAGGCGAAUCUCUGCACUGGCGCCUCGUCGUCUACUGGAUCCUCUUCCUCUUGCUCGUGCUCGCGCCCCUCGACGCGCUUUUGCAAGCGCUUUUCGAAGCGCAGCAGUGGUACACGAUUGACGCUUCCGCCGUCUCGCCCAAGGACGUGACGAGCCCGCUCCGUAUUCAGCGUGUCGCCCUCGCGAAGCGGUGGGCCCUCGCGCUGCGCAAGCGGUCUGCCUCCCGCGCACUCUUCCUCGAGUACGUCCCGCUCGUCCUCACGACGUGGGCUUUGGGCGUCGUGCCCGUCUACGCGCCGCUGGAUACCGCCGUCGAAGCCGCCCUUGUGCUCACGACGUGCGUCCUUGGAGGCCUUUUUCUGCAGCAAGCCCAUACCCGCCAAGUGCUCCAGUACCAGCAAGAACAGUGGUGCCUCUGGGAAGAAAGCAUGCUCGCGCAGCUGUCGGCAGCGCACGAGCUCUCGACAGCGCCCGGUUGUUGA
Messenger RNA from Saprolegnia parasitica CBS 223.65, 580 nucleotides. RefSeq lists its product as hypothetical. Lineage: Eukaryota; Oomycota; Saprolegniomycetes; Saprolegniales; Saprolegniaceae. The record is from RefSeq and is a predicted model, not a curated record. The transcript has a single exon. The coding region runs from base 56 to 580 and encodes 174 amino acids.